AUGUUUACAUUGCCUGGAAGAUCGAAGGAGAAGCAAAACAUAAUUUCUCCUCACUCUUUGCUGGAAUUUAUCAAGGAUUACCCUCAGGCGGUUAAUGCUUCUGUCGAAUUUGUCCGCCGUCCUUGGCAUGGAAAGGGCGGGGAAAGGAUCAGAGAUACCAUCGGAUAUGUAAGACAAAAUAAAAUUUGAGCUUCAUGGACUGUUUCUACCAGAGAUUGCCACGGUCAAAAUGUCGGCUCCGGCUCUUAGCUCCCAGAGCCGGAGCCGAGGCCACAUUUGCAGCUCCGGCUCCGGCUCUUGGCUCCGUGCAAAAUUUAAAAAGGCCUCCGGCUCCGAAUCCCAUGCAAAAUGUUUUUAAAAAAUAUUUUUCCAAAAAUAAAAGUUAUUAGUGCCAGAAAUCAUACAUCCAACGUUUCUGCAGUCAAGUCACAUCCUCCGCAGUGUUUUUCAAGCAAUUUGGUUUAACAAGAUCACGAAAUUUUUAAUUUUCUGACCGCUGGGAAGCCUGGCUCCGACUUUGGGCUCGGGAGCCGGAGCCGACCCCAAAAUUUCGGGCUCCGGAGCCGUGGCAAUCUCUGGUUUCUACUCGAUCUUUUUAGGUGUGCGGCUAUUUGGAAGGGAAGAAAUUUGGUCAAGGGAAAUUGAAAUUUAUUGAGUUGAGGAUAAAACCCCUGGAAUUUUCGAUAAUCGCCUUCCGUAAUUCGAUUGAGAUUGUAAUUUCUUGGAGUAUUUAUGCAUUUCGGAUCCAUCGGACUGUCAACGAUUACUUUAUGAGAUCAAAAAUACGUCUGCUUCAUGAUCUGGCAAAAUAUUUUCAAGGUAAAGUGCGGGAUCUUUCGGAAAUUCUAAAUGAUUACUGUACUAUUUAGACAACUUUACUGGAGAAUUGGGACUGUCCGUAAGUGUGGACACUCCAAGAACUGAUCUGAUGCCAUUUAUGGAAUUCAUUGAUCGGAUAAAAAGUAAUCUUAAUUGGGCAAAAGUUCCACAUCCAAUGUUACAGUAUCUAGAAGAGUGUGAAUUUGAGUCUUUGGAGGUGUCAAUUUCGUGUUCACUUCCUUGUAAGUUGUGUUUUUUUAAUUCAAAAUUCAAUCUCUUGUCACCGUUUUUCAGAUCUCGAAUCCCUAUUUCAUAUUGCCGUAUCUACCGUUACCCUGGACAAUCUUCGUUUUAAAUUCACAGUCCUUCAAGACUACCCGCCCAAUCCAUCGAUAAAAACUCUAAAUCUGAUCGACGGUUCAUUCUUCCUCCUUGCCGGUCAAUUCGAGAGUUUAAUCGAAAAUUUGCCCAAAAGAAUGCCCAAUCUGACUACCGUAACAAUUACAGUAGACCCUUUCCGAAAAGAUUCCCUGAAGGGAUGGCUAAAAGAGAUUCCCAAGUUAAAAAGGCAGGCAACCAGAUUCAAAUAUAAUUUGAAUAUCAUCCACAAGAUCCCUUAUUCGGAUUGGAACCCUCUGGUUCAACAUAUGAUGGCUGUAACCACACCAAAACCGAAUGGGAAAAUUACGAGCGAGAGAUGCGAAUGGACUCUCGAACCGGUCAUUUUCACAGCACAAAGAUCUUUGCCACCGGAAUCUAUUAUUAGAGUUGAGAUGUAA
Bursaphelenchus xylophilus (pine wood nematode) is the source of this 1598-nucleotide messenger RNA. Lineage: Eukaryota; Metazoa; Nematoda; Chromadorea; Rhabditida; Aphelenchoididae. The record is from the annotation of a GenBank genome assembly.